Molecule: messenger RNA, 1975 nt
Organism: Aplysia californica (California sea hare)
Lineage: Eukaryota; Metazoa; Mollusca; Gastropoda; Aplysiida; Aplysiidae
Product: quinone oxidoreductase-like protein 1
Exons: 11
Coding region: 311-1375 (354 amino acids)
Molecular function (GO): oxidoreductase activity
Source: RefSeq, a predicted model, not a curated record
AAGGCUGUUCGAAAAUAGAGUCGAAUCAACACAAACACCACACACUGUGAAGGAGUCUGCCACUGCACAGUUUCCACACAUAGAAAGUCUUAUUAUAUAUCAUAAAUUUGAGUGUAUUGCUCUAAAGUUGUGUGGAACUGACGAGUAAUCACGUAUAAAUUUGUUGGAUAUAUAUUUCCGUUGUUGAUAAGAUGGUGCAUUUGUGUGAAGAUUAGGAAUUAGACCAACAAGCUAGGUUUCGAGGCCUAGCCUAGCCUAGCGUAGGCGGAGAAAACUCAAAAUCAAACAGGGGAAAACAGUUUGAAUUUUAAUGUUGUUAACAAUGCAAACUUUGAGAGGAAACUUCAUUGGGCCAGACGCUGUUCUUACGAAUGAAGAGCAUGGUGUUCCUGACCUUGGACCCAAUGAUGUGCUUAUAAAGGUGAAAGCAUGUGCUGUGAACUUAGAAGAGGAGAGGAGGUACCAACAACUGCUCACUUCUUCACUCAAGAGCUGUGCCCUUGGUAGAGAUGUGGCUGGCGACAUUGUCAAGAUUGGUUCACAGGUUGAAUCUCUUCAGGAAGGAAUGGCUGUUGUAGGUUUCGUGUCCUUUGAUUUUGAGCUGGCUGGAUGUGGUGAGAUGUGCAUAUGCAACCAGUUUGAUGUUGUGGAAAAACCAUCCUCUGUAAGUUAUGAAUUGGCAGCAGCUUCUAUUGGUGCUGGUCUGUCAGCUUACACUGCUGUACACUACCAAGGUCAUGUGACAGCUGGUGACACUGUGCUGGUAUUAGAAGGAGCAACACCUCGUGGAAGUUUUACCGUGCAAGUUGCGCAAGCUUGGGGUGCUAAGGUUUUAUCAACCUACAAAACUCAAGGAGAGAAGCAAAUUUUAGAGAGUAUGAAACCUCCUGUAGCCCAGGCUAUUGAGCUGACUCAGAGAACAAAUAUUCUGGCCAGCUCAGUCCAAGAGGAGACAGGUGGAGUUGGCGUAGACUGUAUCAUCGACAAUGGUGUCCGUCUCUUCACCAAUGAAGAAGACAAAGAUAUGAUGGAAGAAAGAGCAUUACGAUCAGUGCCGCACAAGCAAGACAUCAUAGGCAGCUUAGGAUUUUCAGGAAAAUGGGUCUCUUCUCAGCCAAACUUACAGCUGGAUCCCCCAGACAGCCAGCAAUUGUUUUUACGAGGAGCAUCAGUGUCCUUCUUAUUCCCUCCUGCCUGGUGUUUGAUGAAGGCACAGCAUGGCCGCUUUCUCCAUAUUCUUAAAGAUAUCAUGGAUCGUAUUCAAAAUGGAGAGUUCAGAUGUAAUGAAGUGUUGUCCAUCCCUUUGACUGAAGCACCGGAGGUGCUGUCUAGGAAAGACCUGGACUCAACAAAGAGCUUGGUAGUCACUCCUUGAAAUGUCAGAUUUAAACACUGUUGUUCAUUCCCUUAGAUACUGAUUCAAAUAAUGAAGUUAUAAGAAUGUACUCUUUUGUUUUGUUGGUUCUCCAGAACUAAUGAAAUUGCAUUCUAAAAUGCUGUCAGUCAUCUUUACUGAUGUGAACUUUGUUAUAAUUAUGGCAGACUGAACUUUCUGUUUCACUGGUGUUAUAUUAAAGAGUAUAAGCUGUCUUUUAAGAUUGCAUUUGACCUUUGUGAUACGUAUUUUGUGCUUGUGUCUUCUCAACAAUGUACUGCGAGGGCCAUGAAUUUCCAUGCUCAAGAGAAAUUAUAACAGAUAUAUUUUUUUUGUAUUGACGUUUCUUUCAGUUUUGUAAGUUCUUGUUUUAGAAAAAAAAAUGUUUAUUUUUUUGUCAAUGAAAGGAAACCUUUUUUUUUUUAGCCAUCCCUAGACUAGGACUGUGGGGUAGAAGUGCAGACUGAGUCGAGAUCAAGUUAGCAUGAUGUGCUGUAGAUUGGGUGACUGCAGAAAGUAAAAUACUGUAAAACAUUUUUUUGUUGACAUGUUACAAUGGACAGCUUCAUAGUGCAAUAAAAUGGUUACUUUGACAGGUGA